AUGUCUGCACCAGACUUUUACGUCGUGGCACGUGUUGUGGGAAGACCUGGUGCUAUCGAGCCUUGGAAAGAACGACUCGUUCCCCUUUGUGAGGUCUCUGCCACAGAACCACUAGGCCACACGUACUAUUGGGGUCAAGAUCUCGAUGGAGAACCUGAUACAUUAUGGGGUCUCGAAGGGUAUUCUCACGCUGUGGGGUUCUUCAUGGGUCAUCCAGCAUCGGAUAUUUUCAAGCGAGAAAUGGCGUUGGUUGAUAAAGACCAACUCCUUAAGCAUGAACAGGGACUCGCAAGCAGAGACUAUGAUUUGUACCACUAUGACAAUGCGGGCGGCUGGUACACGAAAGAUGAGGAUCCAGAGAAACACUCCAAAACAAGCCAUGUUGUGGUUCAUCACUUUUUUGCGCAGGCAGGGAAACGAGAAAAUGUAAUUCGAUUACUCGGCGGAUUUGCAGAAAUAUCUAAAACAGUGAUUGGGGUUCAGAGUUGUGGUGUACUGAGAGAAUGCAAUGAUAAGUCUUUGGUGACUCUUUGGGUUCGCACAACUUCUGGAGAAGAAUUUGAGAAGUUCACAUCAUCGGAAUUAUAUAGGGAAGUUGUUCAGAAACAGCUAGCUCCUGGUGACUUUCUUGUUUCUAAGACUGAACUUCACAGUUCAAGAGCCUUCAUUGGACAUAUUGAUAACAAGAAAUCAUAA
Messenger RNA from Lachnellula hyalina, 696 nucleotides. RefSeq lists its product as uncharacterized. Bases 1 to 696 code for a protein of 231 amino acids. The transcript has 3 exons. Lineage: Eukaryota; Fungi; Ascomycota; Leotiomycetes; Helotiales; Lachnaceae. The record is from RefSeq and is a predicted model, not a curated record.